This is a messenger RNA of Homarus americanus (American lobster), 1993 nucleotides long. Its product is annotated as apolipoprotein D-like. NCBI's taxonomy places the organism in Eukaryota, Metazoa, Arthropoda, Malacostraca, Decapoda, Nephropidae. Bases 118 to 1134 code for a protein of 338 amino acids. Gene Ontology annotation, molecular function: pigment binding. The record is from RefSeq and is a predicted model, not a curated record. The transcript is spliced from 8 exons.
GCACCUGAAUGUUCUUCAGUUGACCGUCAGACGCGGAGUAGGGCGGUUGUGUAGUCUGAAACAUCUUAGUUCUUCCUGACUCGUUGAAAUCUCCUGACGUGUUGGCUGGUGUACACGAUGAAGGCGUCGCUGUUGGUGUCGUUGGCGCUGGUCGCUGUGGCUCACGCUGGUACCUGCCCCAAGUACCCAAUCAUCCGGGACUUUGAUUUUCACAGAUAUAUGGGGUUAUGGUACCAACAAGACAAGCUUCAGGCAUCGUGGGAAGCUCCUGGCAGAUGUUGGAAGACGCUGUAUUCAAGAGACCGUAAGAAUGGACAGUUUAAAAUGAAGAUGAUCUUUAAGUCAACAAUAACGGGACGAGUGGAAGAAUACGACUCUCAGCUGACCUUACAGGGACCCGCCAAACCAUCCAUCAUUAAGUACACUAUCCCACUCACCUUUAUGGAGGACGAGUAUCAAGUAUUAGCCACAGACUACGAGAGCUUCUCCCUCGAGUACAAGUGUGACCCCAACGGCUUACUGGAGAAGAGCGAAUCCAUUUGGCUUUUAACACGAGAGAAGAAUCCAUCUCCUCUAGUACUUCAGAGAGCCUACGCCAUUAUGCAUCACCUUGGCGUCGACAUCCGGAAGCUGGAGCGAGUCGAUCAAACGUGUGGAGGAAUCGACAUAGGAGGGUCUCUCAGCUCGGUCGACUAUGACUAUUACUCGACCGGUCCACAAGUGCUCACAGACAAUAGAAGAUUUCAACCACAUCAGGCACAGGAAUUUUACCAAUAUGAUGAUUAUUACGAACCAGCUGGGGGGUUCCAAUCAGCUAGUGCCGUCCCAGUUCCCCAGCCCUCUGAGUCCCCCUCCAACCAGUUCGCUGUGUCAUUCCCGGUCCAGGACACAGAUAGCAAUAUUCGCCGUAGACCACGUCCUCCUCAAAGAUACGGCUCUUCUCUCUAUAGUUCUUCAUUUGACUAUGACUAUUUCCCAUCUAGCUUUGACACUGACCACCAAGAUUACUACGAGUCUGAGUACAGGAAACCAAACUUGAAACGGCAAUCGAUUCCAACUGAUGAACGAAUUAGUUUAGGUCAAUCUCUGGCUACUAGACUAUGGCACGUUCUUCACAGUCCCGUGAGAAAGUAGAGAGAUCCUUCACACUCCUACAGGAUAUAUAUAUAUGUGUGUGUGUGAAAAGUCCUAUCUUGAUCUACACCCAGCACACAUCCUCCUCCAUUGUAUCCUUUAGAAGAUCCUAUCAUGCCUUACCGCUGCAUCAUGUAUUUUAGAAUAGAAAUUUACCGUGAAUUAUUUUUUUUUGUAAACUAUUUGAAAACCUAUUUGCAUAUUUUCAUGGUAACAGACAUUCAGUUAUAUAUUUGUUCUACUCCUUCUAUUAUAAAUAUUUGAGAAGAAAAUAUAACUAAUAAUAAAAAUAAAAAUAUAUGGAUGUGUAUAAAGUUAAUAAAAUGAAAUAAUUGCCCCAAAAUGACAUAGAAAUUCCUUAUAAUAUGGUCGGUGAGAUUCUCCAUGCAUAAAGUACAAAUAUGUUGUUGAAAUGUUAUAUUACUGUAAUUUAAUGACAAUUCCUGUUCAGUUUGAUGUUUAGUUGCUUAUGUACAGUGUUAUUUGAUCUGUUGGGGGUAAAAUUGAUGUUAAUUUACAUUUUUAUUGUUAUUUAAGGGACCAUGUAAGAUGGGCUUUGUAAAUAUAUCGAAGGAUUCAUUUGAUUUUUUGAAACUAAAGUCUUGAAAAUUAAUAAAAUAUAUUGUUUAUCAUCUGAAUUACAAUCUACACAUUACAAACUACCUUUAUGUUGUCAUUAACUACAGGUAGGCCUAUUUGUCUGAGAAUAUUUGAGAAUUUACUAAACCCAUCUUAAGCCUAUCCUAAUUCCCUGCAGUGGCUGGACCUACAUGUAUUUAUCUAUAAUCUUUAUUUAUUAUAUAUUGGUCUGUAUUAUUUGUCUUAUAUAAAAUAAAUUUGCCUUUUUUGGAUGAUCUGA